Molecule: messenger RNA, 384 nt
Organism: Phytophthora sojae
Lineage: Eukaryota; Oomycota; Peronosporomycetes; Peronosporales; Peronosporaceae
Exons: 2
Coding region: 1-384 (127 amino acids)
Source: RefSeq, a predicted model, not a curated record
AUGGGCCGCAGCAGAGAGCUCUCGAGUCUCGUGUGCUUCCCUGCUGCCAAGGGCAACAACAAGGCGAUGCAGUAUCUACUCGACGAAGGGGCUGGCGGGCCAUUCGAGCAGGCGAUGCUCAACCCUGCGAGCUUCACCCCGCUUGCUCUCGCCAAGAACAAGUUCGAGGUGCUGCUGUUCCUACACGAGCACCACCCGGAAGCCUUCACGCCCGACUUCGUGCGAAGCGCCCGUCUGCCUAUCACGGGACUAUUGACGCCAAGCGAUGUCCAGAUCCAAAACUGGUUGAAGCUACACUACCCCGUGUCAGACAUCUCCCAACUUGCAGGAGGGCUUCCUGAAAGAGUGGCGCAGCAGAUCGCGAGGCAACAGGCGAAGACCUGA